Messenger RNA from Annulohypoxylon maeteangense, 1135 nucleotides. Its product is annotated as class I glutamine amidotransferase-like protein. The transcript is spliced from 2 exons. The coding region runs from base 381 to 1055 and encodes 224 amino acids. NCBI's taxonomy places the organism in Eukaryota, Fungi, Ascomycota, Sordariomycetes, Xylariales, Hypoxylaceae. The record is from RefSeq and is a predicted model, not a curated record.
CCUUGCACAUCGCGGGUUCCUCCAUUUUCGAUACGGCGGGGAGCAGUUUACCGUAGAUCCAGCUAUGGAUCCAUGCAGCGUUUAGACACUAAUCCGGCUAGAGCUACCCGUAUUACUCAACUCGAUUCCCCGAUGCCGACGCCGGAUGACGAUGCCUCGCAUCAUCCACGCCUAUGCCAAAUGUGAAGUUCCCCAGAACAUCGCGCCGGAUAGCUCGGUUUCGAGGUAUAUAUAUCAAUGCCGGCUUAUAUAACUAUUGCAUCUUUAUUCGUGUAUAUAACACCAUCGCCUGCCUCUCGUCCAUCCUACCUUCUUAGCCCAUCAAACGACCUACCACCGCAACAUCCGUACUUACCUUGAAACACUACCUACCACCAACCAUGUCAGCCUCACCCCCACCAACCCGGUUCGCAGUAGCCCUGUACCCCGGGUUCCAAGCCCUCGACGUCUUCGGGCCCCUGGACAUCCUGAACCUGCUCUCCAAGCGAACCCCACUCUCCCUCGCCAUCCUCGCCCCAACCCUGGCCCCGGUAUCAACACGCACCCCCGUGUCCGGACACACCGCGUCACAGUCCGUGGUCCCGACGCACACGUACGCGGACAGCCCAUCGGACAUCGAGGUCCUCCUCAUACCGGGCGGGCCAGGCACCCGCGACCCGAAGUACGUGGGCGAGGUCGAGGACUACGUGCGCAAGGCGUUCCCAAACUUGAGGUACCUGCUCACGGUGUGCACGGGCAGCGCGAUUGCCGCGCACGCGGGCGUGCUGGAUGGGAGGCGGGCUACGUCGAAUAAACGCGCUUGGGACUGGGCAACAUCCCAAGGCCCGCACGUAAACUGGGUCCCGCGCGCGCGCUGGGUAGCCGACGGGAACAUCUGGACGUCGUCCGGGAUUUCGGCGGGCAUCGACAUGAUGUACGCCUUUGUCGCGGAGCACUUCGGCGAGGAGGUCGCGGGGGAUCUGGCGGAUGUGGCGGAGUAUGUGCGGAACACGGACCCGGAUAACGAUCCGUUUGCUAAGACCGAUGUGAAGGAGAAGAAUGGGGUUGCGAAGUAGGAUGGGGGAUGUGAGGUUGAGUUUUGGGAUAGGAGGAGGAGGGAGGUAGGCAAAUUGGAAAGAUGGGAGGGAAAAGGGUU